UUUGUGCGUUCUGAGGAGACGAUAUAAUGUAACAGAGGUGUCAGUGUUUGUUCCUUCUACGGAGCUUAGAAGACGGGCCUGGGAACGGCGGCUUUCAAGAAUGAUGACAGACGCGAGUGAGAUGUUGGCCGCAGCCUUGGAGCAAAUGGAUGGGAUUAUAGCUGGAUCCAAGGCCCUGGAGUAUUCCAAUGGCAUUUUUGAUUGCCAAUCACCAACCUCGCCCUUCAUGGGGAGCUUACGAGUCCUCCAUCUUAUCGAGGAUCUACGAGGAAUGCUGGAAAUGAUGGAUACAGAUGAGAGGGAUGGUCUGAGGUGUCAAGUGCCAGACUCCACCGCCGAGACCCUGGUGGAGUGGCUUCAGAGCCAGAUGGUUAAUGGACAUAUCUCAGGUACUGCUGACAUCUACCAGGAGCGUCUGGGCCGCCUGGAGAAUGACAAGGAGUCACUAGUGCUGCAGGUGAGCGUGCUGACUGACCAGGUAGAAGCCCAGGGUGAAAAGAUACGAGACCUGGAGUUCUGCCUAGAGGAACACAGAGAAAAGCUUAAUGCUACAGAGGAGAUGCUGCAGCAGGAACUCCUGAGCAGAACUACACUAGAGACACAGAAACUUGAUCUAAUGGCGGAGAUUUCUACUCUGAAACUGAAGCUGACUGCGGUGGAAAAUGAUCACACGGACUUUGAGGACAAAUACAAAGACACAGAGGGCCUGAUGCAGGAAAUGAACGAGCUGCGACAUAGAGUGGUGGAAAUGGAGAAUGAAAGGACUCUAUAUGAGAAGAAGCUCAAAUCCACCAAGUCUUUAAUGGCCAAGCUUUCUAGUAUGAAAAUCAAGGUGGGUCAGAUGCACUAUGAGAAGCAGCGGAUGGAGCACAAGUCCCAGACCAUAAAGGAUGAGCUCGAAAUGUUGAAGGAAGAGCUGGAGAUGAAGGAAGCCGACAUAAGGAGGUUGCAAGAGAAUGUGAACGCCCCCCUGGGGACAGAGAACAAAGGGACAAGUGACAGAGAUAUGGAAGUGCAGAAAAUGAAGAAAGCUGUUGAGUCGCUGAUGGCCGCUAAUGAAGAGAAGGACAAGAAGAUUGAGGAACUCAGACAGGCUCUGAACAGGUACAAGAAAGUCCAGGACAUGGUGGUCAUGGCACAGGUGAAGGAUGUGGAAAGUGACGAUUCGGUGAUCUCAGGCUCGAAUUCUCUGGUGCUUGAUGGCAAUGCGUUCAGUGACAUGGAUAAGUCUCCGUCUCCUCCCCCUUUGUCGUUCACUCCGAGCCCGGAAGAAGUGCCUGCGAGCCCCAAUCUGAAUGUGGAAGUACAUACAAGUGUCCUGCAAGUUUCCAUCCCAUCGUUUACAGCAGCCACAAAUUUUCAAAAGCAAGCCGAUGUCACGAAAACCGUUAAAAAGGAGGAACCCUCCUCUCCGGUCACGAGGUCUCCUAUACAGAAGUCAAGCAGUUUAGACAAUCUGAAGAAGACGCCAGAAAAGAAGCCAACUUCUUCAGAUUCCGGAAAGUUUGAAACCCUCCCGCCGAGACCCCCUGGACACAGCACCGGAGGGGAAGAGGAGGUAUUUGGCACCCGUAAAGCCAGAUCGUCGUUCGGCCGCGGGUUUUUCAAACUGAAAACCAACGCGAAGAAAACCGCCAGCACGCCGAAUCUAGCGGAGACAGAAAAGGGGUCUGCGGACGCCCUGGACCUGGCGGUGUCCUCCCCACGUUCACCAGAUGCAGGAAGCACCCAUAGCUCUCCGUCUUCACCGGAUUCCAAAAAGAAACCUCGAGGAAUAAAAAAGCUGUUCGGGAGGCUGAAGAGAAGUCAGUCUACCACGUUAAACCAAGAUGAAGACUUCCCGGAGGAGGAGUUCACGAGAGGAGGGACCAGAUCCACCGCUGGGCCAAGAUUGGGCUGGUCCAGAGAUCUUGGUCAAUCACACAGUGAUUUGGACACGCCGUUUGCCAAGUGGUCGAAGGAGCAAGUGUGCAACUGGCUGAGGGACCAAGGGCUGGGAAGCUAUGUGAACAGCUGCAAGCAAUGGAUCGUCUCGGGGCAAACACUACUGCAUGCAUCCCAGCAAGACCUGGAGAAGGAACUGGGUAUUAAACACCCAUUACAUCGGAAGAAGCUUCAGCUGGCUCUGCAGUCCCUGGGAUCUGAAGAUGACAGUAACUAUGGGAAAUUGGACUACAAGUGGGUCACACGGUGGCUGGACGACAUAGGGCUCCCUCAGUACAAGACGCAGUUUGAUGAGGCGAAGGUCGAUGGACGAAUGCUGCAUUAUAUGACAGUGGAUGAUUUGCUGUCUUUGAAAGUUGUCAGCGUCCUUCACCACCUCAGUAUUAAACGUGCCAUACAAGUCCUGCGAAUCAACAGCUUCGAACCCAACUGCCUGCGCAGGAGACCCUCCGAUGAGAGUAACAUUACUCCCUCCGAGGUAGCCCAGUGGACCAAUCACCGAGUCAUGGAGUGGCUGCGCUCUGUGGAUUUAGCAGAAUAUGCCCCUAACUUGAGGGGUAGCGGGGUACACGGCGGACUUAUGGUGCUUGAGCCUCGGUUUAAUGUGGAGACAAUGGCGCAGCUGCUGAACAUCCCGCCGAACAAAACCCUCCUACGGCGACACCUGGCAACCCACUUCAACCUCCUGGUGGGUCAGCAGUCGCAGCUGCAGAAACAGGAAGCGCUGUCAGCUCCAGAAUACGUGUUGUUGACAGCAACAGCCAAAGUCAAGCCGAAGAAACUGGCCUUUAGCAACUUUGGAACAUUGCGGAAGAAGAAGCAAGAGGAAAACGAGGAGCAUGUGUGUCCGAUGGAGCUCGGGCAGUCUUCUGCCAACAACAUCAUCAAACCUUUCCGGGGCGGCCUUGACCUCCGAAUGUUGGACGAGGAGGACUUGGAUAGACUGGAACAGAUGGAAGAUUCAGAAGGAACAGUGAGACAGAUUGGGGCGUUUUCAGAAGGCAUCAACAACCUGACACACAUGCUGAAAGAAGAUGAAAUGUUCAAAGACUUCUCCGCCAGAUCGCCGAGCGCCAGUAUUACAGAUGACGACUCGAACGUGUGACAAAUAUGCAAUCGCCUGUAACUUUUUUUUUAUUGUGUCAAAGUAUAUAUAUUUUUUUUUUUUUUCAGAUACUGAAUUUAAUUCACAGUGUUCAGGUGGAAGUGGAGAAUAAGUGCCUUUUCUUUAAAG
Messenger RNA from Nanorana parkeri, 3178 nucleotides. It is a transcript of the gene PPFIBP1, whose product is annotated as PPFIA binding protein 1. Gene Ontology annotation, biological process: neuromuscular junction development. NCBI's taxonomy places the organism in Eukaryota, Metazoa, Chordata, Amphibia, Anura, Dicroglossidae. Bases 101 to 3049 code for a protein of 982 amino acids. The transcript is spliced from 26 exons. Gene Ontology annotation, cellular component: presynaptic active zone. Gene Ontology annotation, molecular function: protein binding. The record is from RefSeq and is a predicted model, not a curated record.